GACCUUCUAGGUGCAGUGUAGUUCAUUGUCACGGUGAUUUAUGUUCCACAACGUUCAACAACUGUUGUGUUUACCAGGUUGUGUUCGAAGAAGAUAUGGGCGAAGCCAGGGUGGUCUACAGCAGUGUGGAGGGCUCGUUGCCCUCUUUGUCAACAGCAUCUGUUGAAGCCGGGGCCGUCUACAGAAAUAUUGAGGUUCCUACUUUGUCGCAAACCCAGGGCGAAGCCAGGAUUGUUUACAGCAAUGUGCAAGGAACUGUACCUCCUUUGUCUCCAGCGCCUGGAGAAGCCAGAAUCAUCUACAGGAGUGCUGAAGUACCUCCUUUGUCGCCAGCGAUUGGCGGAGCUGGUGAUGUAUACAGCAAUGCUGAAGGUUCCACCACCCCGAUGUCUCCAUCACAAGGUGAGACCCCAUGGCCGCCGUCUCCAGCUGGACCACACGACUCUCUCACUCUUCUAGCUGACAUCGCUCUGGAGUGUGCAGACAAGCCAUGGUUGGUAGCUUUGCGUCCUGAAGACCUGCCCGCUCGCUACAACACACCCACGCUUGUGAGCACGCCCACACCUGCGACGACGCCCACUCCGGAGAGAGAAAGCAGUACCCCUGUACUGGAACUAGAUGCCCACACCACCAUCAUUACCGUAGCGCCACACUACGACCAGCCACUCAACCUCAGCACUAGUCCACCACGUACACCAGCACCCACCCCGCCCGCUCCCACUCCUCCCACCACACCUUCCCCACCUGUACGAGACGCCCACGUCUGCCCUGAGUGCGGACGGACCUACUCCACGUCUUCUAACCUCGCAAGACACAGACAGACGCAUCGAUCCCCGGACGACAAGAGGGUGGCGCGCAAGUGUCCAUAUUGCGAUAAAGUGUAUGUGAGCACCCCAGCCUUCAGUCAGCACAUGCGCACUCACAACCAGGGCUGCAAGUGCCACACCUGCGGCAAGUGUUUCUCACGACCGUGGCUCCUCCAAGGACACAUCAGGACCCACACAGGUGAGAAGCCGUUCAGGUGUAGCAUGUGUGGUAAGGCCUUUGCUGACAAGUCCAACCUGCGGGCUCACGUCCAGACGCACUCCAGCAUCAAGCCCUACGCCUGUACCCGCUGUGGCAAGUCCUUCGCUCUCAAAUCCUACCUCUAUAAGCACGAGGAGUCCUCUUCUUGCAUGAAGCUCCACCGAGCCCUGAGUAGAAGUGGCAUGACCCCCCAUCCUGGGACUCCUGUUGUAGGACCUAUUACAGGGGCACACGCUGAUCUACCAGCCUCCACCUCGGCCAUCACUACUACACUCCGCCAUGCGUCGCCUAGCGGGUUCGGGAGUCGUGUUGGAGGGCGACCGUUGCAUACAGUUACUAUCCUUCGAUCAGCUCCACAUGUUUCAACUGCGCGUGCCCACUGACGCCUAAACAUACCAAGUGUCCACUAACUACUUGAAAUACACAACAAAUGUUCACAGACACCUUUAAGUACACAACCAAUGACCACGAACGCUUUGGGAAACACUGAACACCUUCAAUGCCUAGCAACGCCUGCAUAUGUUCACUGACACUUUCUCGUGCAUGGCAAAUUUCCAGUGCCACCAAACACAGCAAAUGGUCACUGACGUUUCUAAGUACAUUACAACUGUCAACCAUGCCUUCAUGUAUACUGCAAAUGCCCUGUAACAUCAUUCAAUAUUGUAAAUGUCCCGUGACAGAUACAAUUACACUGCAAAAGCCCACUAACACUCGUGACACUAUUUCGCUCCACACAACCUUCACUCUUCUUAUCAACAUGGUACAACAUACUUCCACAAGAGAACACUAGGAAGAU
This is a messenger RNA of Cherax quadricarinatus, 1822 nucleotides long. The record is from RefSeq and is a predicted model, not a curated record. NCBI's taxonomy places the organism in Eukaryota, Metazoa, Arthropoda, Malacostraca, Decapoda, Parastacidae.